AUGCCGGCGGCAGUGCGGCUGAAGCCCGGUAGUCUCAAAGACCCGGAGAUUGCCCAGCUCUUCUCCACGAAGGACCCGGAACAACGGUAUUGCGAUUUGAGAGAGGUUGGAAGCGGAUCUUUUGGCAGUGUUUACUACGUAAGUUUUUGUUAUUAUUGGUUCUAUGAUUUAGGAAGGGAUUAGCUCGAUUGAGGCUUUGUGAGUGAAAUUUUAUAUUGUACUUGGUCUCGGGGUGAAUAAUAUCGUAAGAUCUCUUUCAAACGGAUUCGUUUAUGGCGUUUUUAUCUUUCUGAAGCGAGUUUAUGGCAUGGAGCAUGUUUUCAGCAUUGAAAACUUUCUCUGGAUUGUCUAAUUUUUGUGUUACAUAGAGAUAUUGUUAUAGAAAACAAUUUGUUAUAGAAAAAUUUUUAUGGUUAAAAAACAUGUAUAGCUAAUAAAUAUAGCUAAAAUAGACUGUUUUUGGUUGAUUCUGGUGUUUGCUAAUUCCAUUACCCGUUGUUUUGAUGUUUUAUUCAUUAAUAUUAUACUUGAUACCUAAAAUAAUAUUUUUCUUCAGGCCCAGGACAAGGAGAACAAUGAGACGGUGGCGAUCAAGAAGAUGAACUUCAAUGGCAAGGACGCGCAGGAGAAGUGGUUGGACAUUAUAAAAGAGGUGCGGUUUUUGCGCUCCAUCCGUCACAAGCACAUAGUCCAAUAUCGCGCCUGUUUCCUCAAAGACUACACUUGCUGGAUGGUCAUGGAGUACUGCAUAGGCUCCGCGUCGGAUAUCAUUGGGGUGUUUAAGGACCAACUGGUUGAAGAUGCGAUCGCCGAGAUUGCGGAGCAGACUUUGGACGCGCUGGAGUACAUCCACGGCUUCAAAUACAUCCACAGAGACGUGAAAGCCGGCAAUAUCUUGAUCACCGACGAUGGAGUAGUCAAAUUGGGUGAUGUGGGAUCAGCUUCGAUGCAUUCGCCCGCCAAUUCUUUUGUCGGCUCACCAUAUUGGUAUGUUUUUUUCCAAUUUUUGAUAUUCUGUCUUUAGGAUGGCUCCAGAAGUCAUUUUGGCGAUGGAAGAGGGUGAAUAUGGAACUCAAGCCGACCUCUGGUCCUUUGGAAUCACGCUUAUUGAGCUGGCGGAUCGUCGACCACCUCUGUACGACCUAAACACCAUGUCCGCUCUCUAUCACAUCGCUCAGAAUGACCCACCCACCUUGUCCAGAACUCAUCCAGUCUACACGGAGGUGGUCCGAUCCGAGGAAAUGAUCGAUUUUGUCAGCAAAUGCCUCAAAAAGGAGCCCAGUGAUCGAAUGUCGGCCGUAGAAUGCAAGAAUGUAGGUGAUGCGAAAAUUUUUAUAUUGUAAUAGGCAGGAAAAUUUUUUUUUUUUUUUAUUGGCGGUUUUUUUCAGCAUGGGUUCAUUCAAAGGCCGAGGAAUCGAAAUAUCAUGUCCAAGUUGGUGAGACACACCAAAAAACGGGUACUCAAAUUGGACAGUGACAUGUACACCAAGAUGAAGAAGAUUUUUUAUCUCGAAGGAGCGAAUUCAGGUAAUUUUUUGUUCUUUUUUGUUGGUUUUUAGGUAAAAUCAGAUGAAAUCGAAGAUAAGAAAAUGAAUUUAUCGUCAAAAAUUUUAGCCGGCACCCUCUCGGAUGAAGAAUCUGACCCGGAAGAGACGUGUUUCGUCUCGACGGCCCCAAAAAGACGCCAACCGACCGCCCCGCAGAUCGACGACUCCAUCGAAAUCGUCGUUGUUCCCGAUGAAGAUGACGCUGACACGUUGUCGACUCCAAAUCCCAGUGUGAAACGGCUGAGGGAACAAAAUAACGGAAGUCUGAGCUCGGAGUCGGGAUCGAACUUGGUGAUCACGGAGAAUGAAACCGAAUCUGUGGACAUGGAGGAGGGAAAAGAAGCCAAAGCCAAGAACAGAACGGUGAUCAGUGUCUCGGAAACCGAUGAGACAAAUGAAACGGAACAGAAUGGACGGUUUGGAAGCGAUUCGUCCGCAAAUUCGAGGAAAAUUGAGGUGAGAUUUGGGGUUUUUGGGGGAGAAUUGGAGUUGAAAGUUAUUUUAAGGGAACUUGGGAGGGUUUUUGAUUAGAAUUUGAACGAUUUUUUGGGGAAAAAGAUUAAAUUCGAGAAAUUUGGGCUAAAGUAAGGUAAAUUUUUUUUGAGAAAAAUUGCGAAUUUUUGAUCAGAAACAGUCGAAAAGUUUUAAAAAUAUUUUUUUGUUGAUUUUUUGCCCAAAAAAUUGAGAAAAUUUUUUGAUUUUUGGCAUUUUUGGACAUAAAAAUUUUUAUUUUUCAAAAAAAGAAUUUUUUUUUUUUUUUUUAAUUUUCUUUCUCAAAAUUGUUUUAUUUUUUUUUAAAUCCCCGUGUUUUAGCCCCGAGGCAUGAACGUAGGAACGCAGAAAAUUUUUUUUGUUGGUUUCUUCCUAAAAAAAUCAAGAAAAACUUCGGAUUUUUGGCAUUUUUGGGCAUAAAAAUAUUAGUUUUCGAAAAAAAAUAAAAAAAAUUUUUAUUUUUUUCUCAAAAUUGUUUUAUUUUUGUUUAAAAUCCCCGUAUUUUAUCUCCGAGACAUGAACGUAGAUAUGCAAAAAAAAAUUUUUGUUGAUUUUUUGCCCCAAAAAUUGAGAAAAAGUUCGAAUUUUCGGCAUCUUUGGGCGUAAAAAUCAAAAAUUUUGCAAAAAAAAUGAAUUUUUUUUUACAGUCUUUUCUCAAAAUUGACUCAUUUUUGCCUAAAAUCCCGGUAUUUUAGCCCCGAGACAUGAACGAAGAGAUCAACACGCUGCGCCGCUCCAAAUUCUCCACUCUCCGCCCGACCAAAGUGGUCUCCCGCGAAAUCGAGGAAGCGCGCCGCGAAAACAACGCCAAAGAACAAAUGCACGGCUACCAGCGCCUCCGCCAAUACCACCACAAAGAACAACAACAGCUGGAGGAGAAGUGCAAGUUCGAAGCCGAAGCCGUGCGCCAAAAACAGGAAAAGGAAUACGAACAGUUUUUGGCGGCCGCCCAAAAAGAAAUGCAAAAAAUCCGCCAAAACCAUCAAAAUCAGCUGGAAAAAAAGACCCGAGAGAAUGAGGAGUGUGUGAAGAAGACGAGGAAACAAAGAGUCAAUGCCAACGAACAUGAAUUGAAGAGCUUCACGCAGUGCCAAAAGAGGGAAUACAAGUUCAACAAGGAACAGGCGAAAAAGGUGGGAUUUUGAGGAAUUUUGGGGGUUUUUGGAUGUUUUGGGCACAGUUUGAAAUGAUUUGAGGAUUUCGAAGUGUCAUUGGCCAUAUUAAAUCAAAAAAAUUUUUUUCUGUUUGAAAAUUUUUUUUGAAAAAUCGGAUUUUUUUUGACAGAAUUUGGCACUUUUAGCGUUUUUUUUUUGAAUUUAUCCUGAUUUUUAGCUAAUUUUAAGAAAAGUUUGGGGUGAUUUGAGGAAUUCAGGAUGUAACUGGUCAUAUUAAAUCAAAAAUUUUUUUUUCUCUUCGAUGAAAUUUUUUGAAAAAUUGGAUUUUUUUUGACGGAAUUAAAAAUUUUGGGAAUUUUUUUGAAUUUAUCCUGAUUUUGGCUAAUUUUAAGAAAAGUUUGGGGUGAUUUGAAAAAUUCAAGGUGUAACUGUUCAUAUCCAAUCGAAAUUUUUUUUUCUGUUUUACAAAAUUUUUGAAAAAUCGAAUUUUUUUGACGGAAUUAAAAAUUUUGGGAAUUUUUUUGAAUUUAUCCUGAUGUUGGCUAAUUUUAAGAAAAGUUUGGAAUGAUUUGAAAAAUUCAAGAUGUAACUGUUCACAUCCAAUCAAAAAAUAUUUUUUUUCUGGUUGAAAAAAUUUUUCGGAAUUAAAAAUUUUGGGAAGUUUUUUGAAUUUAUCCUAAUUUUUGGCCAAUUUUAAGAAAUGUUUGGGGUGGUUUGAGAAAUUCAGGAUGUAACUGUUCAUAUCCAAUCAAAAAAAUUUUUUGAAAAAUCGGAUUUUUUUUGACUGACAGGGGAAGUACCCCAAGUGCGACGCUCAGAUUUUGAUGAAACUUGGCACAAAUUUAGAAUGAUUUUUUCUAAAAUAUAUGCGAGAAUCCUAGCUCGCGCUUUGCAGAAACAACCGAGAUUUUUAGAUCGAAAGUGGGCGAAAAUUUGACACUUGUUGCCGAAUUUCGGCACGAAAAGUUGCGUGCCUAUUUCUACCAUGGAGGGUAAUGUUUCCACAUAAAAUCAAUUUUUUCCGCACGAAACAAGAAAAGUUAUGGCCAAAAAGUGCUUUUCUCUCUGUCCGCUCUCCGUGCUUAGCGUACUCUCUCGGCGGCAAAGAUCGUUCAAUAUCUCGGCGGCGCCUGAAAAGCGCGAACUAAAACUUCCAGGAAUUGUUAUUUAGUUCAUGCCCGACGUGUGCUCAAAAUUUAAAGAAAAUCGGAGCGUCGCACUUGGGGUACUUCCCUUGUGAAUUAAAAAUUUUGGGAAUUUUUUUGAAUUUCUCCUAGUUUUUGGGAUUUUUUGAGCAGAGUUUGGAAUGAUUUGAGGAGUUCAAAAUGUGGAAUGAUAUAUUCGGUCAAAAAUUUUUUUUUUGUUUUACAAAAAUUUUUGAAAAAUUUGAUUUUUUUGACAGGAUGAGAACUUUUUGUCAGCUAGAUUUUUUGUUAAAACGAAAUUUUUACAUUUUAAAAAAAAAGUCCGAAGCCGAAGCCGUCCGCCAAAAAUUUUUUAAAUUAAAAAAAAAUUUUUUAGAAAAGCCAAAAUUUUAUUUUUGUCUGGUGUGUUUUUCUUGUUCACUAUAGCGAGUUUUUUCUAUGAAAUUUUUUGUUUUACUAAAAAAUUGUUUUUUUAUCGAGAUUUUUGAGAUUUCCUCUCAAUUUUUGCCUAUUUCCCCCAUAAAUCUACCCUUUUCAGUCGUCUCUGUCCAUCUCUGACUCUCUCACGUCUCUCUCCCUCUCAUCAUCCUCCUCACUAACCAGUCUAUCAUCUAUUGACGCAAUAUCUUCCGACUCUGAUGAGAAUAAACAGUUACUAACCUAUUUUUUGUCUUUUUUAUCGCAAAAUUUCCCAUUUUUUUAAAAAUUUUGUCAUUUUUUUUGAAAUUUUAUUUAUUUUUUCGAUUUUUUUCAGCAAUUCAAAGAACGAGGCCUCCGAAAAUCGAGUUUAGAAGAAGCGAUUCGAAACACAAAAGCCGAUUUGAUGCAACAAUGGGGCAACGCGGAACGACAAUAUAUCGCUGAACAGAAGGUCCACAUGCUAAAUGAAUUGAGCGAACUCCGACAUCGAAGCCAGAGCGACUAUCAGGGAUUGGAGCACAAGUUGUUGGCUGAUGUGAGUUGGUUUUGAAGGGGAAAUGGGGGAUUUUUUUGGUGAAAAAUAAAUUUUUUUUGAAAUUUUUAUGAAAAUUUUUGACUUUAAAAAUGUCGAUGGAAAAUUUUGAUAUCGGAAAUUUUCGGAUUUUACGAUUUUUUGUCGAAAAUAGCGAAAAAAAAAAAAAAAAAAAAAAAAAGAUUUGGCGAUUUUUGGCAUAGAAAUCGAUUUUUUCUGCAUUAAAAAAGAAAAAUUCGUCGACUAAUUUUUUAUUUUUUUUAAUUAAAUUUUUUUUAUUUUUUAAAAAAUAAUUUUUUUUCUAUUUUUUUAAAGUUAAAAUUUUUUUUAUUCUUUUAAGAUUUAAUUUAAAUUUUUUAUUUUUUUUAAAAUUUAAUUUAUUUUUCGAUUUUUUUAAAGGAUUUUUUUUAUUUUUUAAAAGUUAAAUUAAAUUUUUUUAUUUUUUUUUCGAUUUUUUGAUUUUUUUAUUUUUAAAUUUUUUUUUCAGGAGCACUCCGUGCGAACCCGCCAACUCGAAGUGAUCGAACAAAUGCUCCUCCACCACCACAAAGCCGCCUUCGACCAGGCCCUGCAGCACUUCCGCGAAUGCGCCGAGAUGAAAAAACGCCACCUGAAAGUGCAGCAUGAAUCGGAGCUGACGAAUCAAAGAGACUACACGAAGCGAGCCCUCGACGAACUGAAGAAACAACACGCUGUCCGACAACGCAAUUUACCCAGGGAAUUGAAGUUGAAGGAACAACAGAUCAAGAAGCAAUUGAGGCAUACGGUGAAGGUACAAGCAAGGCAGUACAAGGUCCUACAACAACAAGUUCAACAAAAUACACCGAGAGCCGAGCAAAAGGAAGUGGUCAAUCGGUGAGAAGGGGGGUUUUGAGAAGAGUUUUUGGGGGAUUCGAAGGGAAAUUUGAUGAUUUUUUGAAGCUAGAAUGUUGGAUAGAAAAAAAAAUUAAAAAAAUCAAAAAAUUUUUUUUUCAAAUCAUAUUUUUUUUUUAAAAAUCGAAAAAAAAAUUUGAAAAAAUAAAAAAUUUAUUGAAAAAUCCAAAAAAAAUGUUUUUUAAAAAAAUCAAAAAAUUUUUUGAAAAAAAAUGGAAAAAAAAAUUUGAAAAAAUAAAAAUUUUAAAAAAUCAAAAAAUUAUUUGAAAAAAAACAAAAAAUUUUUUCAAAAAAAAAUAAAAAAAUUAUUUGAAAAAAAUCAAAAACUUUUUUGAAAAAAAAAUCAAACUUUUUUUGAAAAAAUUACAUUUUUUUCACGAUUAAAACAAUUUAUCCAUCUCAUUUUAGCCUAAAAGAAGAACAAAACCGGAAAAUCACCCAACUGGCCAUCCAAUACGAAGAAAGUAUCCAAAAAAUGAUGUCCGAACAACACAUCCAACUGGACACCGGCCAAGAAGAGGAGAUGAAAGCCCUCACCGACAAACUCAGCCACGAAAUGAACCUUCUCACCGAGUUCCAGGAACGCCAAAAAGUCAGUCUGGAAGCGACUUGUGAACGAGAAUUGGAGAAUUUGAACGCAACGUGGAGCAAAAAACGCACCGCUCUCAUGCAGAAGGUAAAUUUGGGUGAUUUUUGGGAUUUGAAGAAAAAAAAUUUUUUUUUUUUUUUUUUAUUUUUUAAUUUCCCGAAAAUAAUCGAGAUUUUUAGGUCGAAAAAUGCAAAAAAAUUGAGUUUUUGGGAUUAGAUGAAAAAAGAAUUUUUUUUUUCAUUUUUUAAUUUCCCAAAAAUAAUCGAGAUUUUUAGGUCGAAAAAUGCAAAAAAUUUCGUUUUUUGGGAUUUUUAAGACGAAAAAAAAAAAUAAAAAAAAAGUUUUUUUAAAAAUUGUUGUAAAAAAGGGCUCAAAAAACCUGAUAAAGUAAAUUUUUUACCCGAAAACCUAAAAAAAUCGAUUUUUUGUCAUUUUUCAACUUAAAAAUCUUAUUUUUUUAUACCUAAAAAUCUAUCCUCAUCAUAAUCUAAAAUGUCUUUUUGAUUUUUCAUUUUUUGUAAAAAAAAAAUUUUUCAUUAUUUUUAAAAAUUUUUUCAUUAUUUUAAAAAAAUUUUUCAUUUUUUUUUUAAUUUUUCAUUUUUACCCCAAAAAUUUCAGAUCCAAGACGAUCGAAUGCGAUUCGAGCGAGAAAGAGCGGCCCAAGUCGCCGAAUUGGAAGCCCAACAAGAGCGAGAUCGAAUUCGCCUGGAGUCGAUGGAGCAAACGGAGCGCGAACAACUGCUCGGCCUCGGCUCGGACAUCCAAAUCAAGCAGCCGGACAACCGGAAUUCCCUCUUGUUUCAGGUGAAAACCGCGCCCGGCACACCACUCAGCGAUCGAUUUACGAAUUCCCACAGCCCCGCGCAGUCUUCGUGCUCUUCUCCGUCGCAUCAGAGCACUAAUUUAUGA
Messenger RNA from Bursaphelenchus xylophilus (pine wood nematode), 7622 nucleotides. The record is from the annotation of a GenBank genome assembly. NCBI's taxonomy places the organism in Eukaryota, Metazoa, Nematoda, Chromadorea, Rhabditida, Aphelenchoididae.